Messenger RNA from Olea europaea var. sylvestris, 3029 nucleotides. RefSeq names its product phosphatidylinositol 4-phosphate 5-kinase 1-like. Gene Ontology annotation, molecular function: ATP binding; 1-phosphatidylinositol-4-phosphate 5-kinase activity. NCBI's taxonomy places the organism in Eukaryota, Viridiplantae, Streptophyta, Magnoliopsida, Lamiales, Oleaceae. Gene Ontology annotation, biological process: phosphatidylinositol metabolic process. The transcript has 7 exons. The record is from RefSeq and is a predicted model, not a curated record. Bases 272 to 2506 code for a protein of 744 amino acids.
UGAGUUGCCACACGUUUAAUUAACUCAAUGCCGAUUCACUUCUCACAUUUUUCCUCACUUUCUCUUUCACACAGUUAGGCACUCAAUUAUCUGUUUCCUGUUUCUCUCUCUACAAAACCUUCCAUAUUCCAUACGGUAUACAAGGCACAAGCUAUACGUAAUAGAGAAAUGGUGCAGAAACUGGAUUUCCCAGCUGUUCAUAAACAUUACUGGGAAUAGUUGAACAAAUCCUACUUACUUUCUCUUCAAAAACCUCAUUUUCCCUAGAAGAAUGCCACACCAAGAGGAAAACGGUAAGAAAAAUUAUGGGUUAGAGGAAAACGAAGAGAAUUUUGAGGGAGGAUCGGAAAAGUCCAGUGAGAUUUCAGCAAUUAAUGCUACAAUUAGUGAAGCAAAAUCAGUUAUCGUUAUGCCCAGAAACAAAUCUCAGUUCACGAGCCGUAGAAUUACACCUUCAGAUAAAGCAGAUGAUAUGUCAGAAAAGCUGCUUCUAAAUGGGGAUCUGUAUUCUGGAAAAUUUUCAAAUAAUACACCUCAUGGAUUGGGUAAAUACCUAUGGAAAGAUGGGUGUAUGUAUGAAGGGGAAUGGAGGAAGGGGAAGGCCUGUGGCAAAGGGAAGUUUUCAUGGCCAUCAGGCGCAACAUUUGAAGGCGAAUUCAAGUAUGGUCGAAUGGAGGGCAGUGGCACUUACAUAGGUUCUGAUGGGGAUAUGUAUAAGGGCUCCUGGGUCGGUGAUCGUAAGCACGGAUAUGGAGUGAAGCAUUAUGGAAAUGGGGAUUACUACGAGGGCGAAUGGAAAAAGAAUUUGCAAGAUGGGCAGGGGAGGUAUACAUGGAGGAAUGGGAAUGAGUAUGUUGGUGAAUGGAAGAAUGGGAUGAUUCAUGGAAGAGGUGUUUUAGUUUGGAACAAUGGGAAUAGAUAUGAUGGGAAUUGGGAGACUGGGAUUCCAAAGGGAGAUGGGGUUUUUACAUGGCCCGAUGGGAGUUGCUAUAUCGGCUGCUGGCCGAAAGACUCAUGUAGAAACAUCGAUAGUGAUCAAAUCUUGAAUGGUACUUUUUAUCCUGCAAAUAAUUGUAAUAAUGUUAAUGGAAAUGAUGAGAAUGAGGAGGGAUUUAAGAGGUAUUUUGAUGAUAAGUUAUUGGUAGCAAAGGAGGAGAGAAUGGAUGUAAUGAUAGGUGGUGGUAGGAAGAAGAGGUGGUCAGUGGACGAGGGGUUGAUGGAGAGGACUUUCCCAAGAAUAUGCAUUUGGGAGUCAGAGGGUGUGGCUGGGGAUAUAACGUGUGAUAUUAUCGAUAAUGUGGAGGCAUCGUUGUUAUAUAGAAAUCACGAUGGAGUGAGGCAAUUACGGAGGAAUUCUUGUAGUUUUAGUGGGGAAGUGAAGAAGGCAGGACAGACUAUAUCUAAAGAGCAUAAGAAUUAUGCUUUGAUGCUUAAUCUCCAAUUGGGAAUUAGGUAUUCUGUUGGGAAGCAUGCUUCCAUAUCCCGGGAUCUUAAGCUCAGCGAUUUCGAUCCUAAAGAGAAGUUCUGGACUAGGUUUCCUCCUCAAGGUUCAAAAAUUACACCGUCCCAUCAAUCCUUGGAGUUCCGGUGGAAGGAUUACUGUCCUGUGGUGUUUAGACAUUUAAGGGAGUUAUUUCAAGUAGAUCCCGCUGAUUACAUGCUAGCCGUUUGUGGAAGCGAUGCUUUGAGGGAACUUUCAUCCCCUGGGAAAAGUGGAAGUUUGUUUUACUUGACUCAGGACGACAGGUUUAUGAUCAAAACAGUGAAGAAAUCUGAAGUCAAGGUUCUUCUUAAGAUGCUUCCAAGUUAUUACGAACAUUUCUGUCGCUAUAAAAAUUCUCUUGUCACGAAGUUCUACGGUGUCCAUUGCGUCAAACCAGUGGGUGGCGUCAAGACACGGUUCAUUGUGAUGGGAAACUUGUUCUGCUCAGAGUAUCGAAUCCAUAGAAGGUUUGAUUUGAAAGGAUCGUCCCAUGGUCGAACAAGUGAUAAGUCUGAUAGAGAGAUUGAUGAAAGCACAACUCUUAAGGACCUCGACCUAAACUUUGUGUUCCGCCUCCCAAACUAUUGGUAUCAAGAAUUAAUCAAACAAAUUGAUCUAGACUGUGAAUUCUUAGAGGCAGAGAGAAUCAUGGAUUAUAGUCUCUUAGUUGGUCUUCAUUUCCAAAAUGAUAAUAUCCUGGACAAAUUUGGGAGGAAACCAUGGAUCAGGCUAGGGGCCAACAUGCCUGCACGAGCAGAGCGAAUUGCUCGAAGGAGUAAUUUUGUUCAGUACACUCCUGGUCGAUUUAGCAAUUCGUCUCCUUCCUGUAGUGGUGAAGUAUACGAAGUAGUCCUCUACUUUGGGAUCAUCGACAUUUUACAAGACUACGAUAUUAGCAAGAAACUAGAACAUGCAUACAAAUCUUUACAGGUCGACCCCACCUUAAUCUCAGCUGUUGAUCCAAGACUAUAUUCCAAAAGAUUUCGAGACUUCAUAAGGAGAAUCUUUGAAGAGGAUAGAUGAUUACAACGAGACCUUAAGUGAAUCUUGAAGCCAGGUCUAAUAGACAAGCAAGAAAGCUCGGAUCAAUGAAGUAAGACAGUUUGGAAUAGACAAGUCCGUGAAUGUAGACAUCGAAACCAUUCUCCUUUUUUGUCAAGCUCGUGUCAUUACCGAUGUAUGAUGUUGGGUUGGUAGAGUUUUUGGCAGCAAGAAGAACCAAAGCUUGCUUAUGGCUGAGUUUAUCUUUUAUUGGUUCUGCCCUCACCGGAGUAAGUUCAUUGUGCGACUGAUGCGCAAGGAAAAUAUUGGUUUUUGUGCUCCUUUUUUUCUUUGAAGUAUUUUUUUGGUGUAUGUAAAGAUUUAGUAUGGGAGCAAGUGUUUCCCAAAAAAGAUUCAAAAAGUGGGUGGGAGGGGAAUUGAAUAAUUGAUUGUACAGCUUACACAAAAAAGAUUGGAAAGAUGAUGAAAUUUUAUUGUUUUCUGGGUGAGUUUUGAAACAUAUCUUGUGAAUGAUAAUGGUAACCUGGCACCAUCUUGGGACUUA